GCUCAAAUUGAUGAUACUUUAGUCAAUCGUUUAGAACGACAGUCAAAGAACUGAACAGAAUGAAUGAGUGAAUGAAACAGAAAGUGUGUACUUACGAAGAAAACCUAGUACUUGAUUCUCUGCAUUCAUCUGACUUUUGCAGAACAGCGUCGUAAGAUUCUCAGCAUGUUUUUAUCGAACAAUUUCGUAGCAAGAAUCAAUGUCCUCGUAUUGUAGUGCUUAUAAUUUUGAAACUGCAAACACCCAGCGUUUCGUCGGUCUGGGACGACAUCAACACGUGAGUCGCCUGUAUUUUUCAUGACGUGGUCCCGCCUGUCGCUCGUCAAGAGAUGAGAAGCAAAUGAUAAUGAGAAAAUGUCGUUCUCGGGAAGUCGCUCCUCUUUGUGGCUGUCGUCAUCCCCUCCAUGUCCAAUCUCCCGUAGAAUUAUCCAAAACCGAAUUCAAAAAACACUUGAGACAGCUGUUGCAGCUAGCUUACUUGGAAAUAGAUUGCAAUUCUAGUCUGCAAGUAGAACCAUGUCGCAUGCGAUACAAGUUGUCGCGCGGCAUGAAGUCGCGAUUACUUCGCCCACGUUCGGACCCGGUGGUGACCUCUUUGCGAUAUCGAGAAAUGGAGAUAUCUAUCGUUAUGGCGAAAAAUUUGUUUUUGUCUUCACACACUACUCGAGCUGUAAGUAUGUUGAUAAGUCGUCGCAAAAAUGACUCUGCUGAAACAAAGGCUGCUUAGAUGACUCCUAGGCUUGCUUUCCCAUUCCCUCUUUCAUUCUGCCUACGUCGGCAACACGGAAAGCGACACCGAAUUUCAAGUCGAGAGUUGGGGCAACUCGAGUGGUCAGCCUUUAGGCCUCCUCUUCGACCUUUCCCAUCCUCAAGGAGUAGCUUUCGUGUGCGACUGUGCGCAUCAAGCCAUCUUCCGCAUCCUAAGAACAGGAGAUGAAGACGGCGGUCCAGCACGACAGGAGAUCGAACCCUAUGUCAAGGAGUACGAAGCAGCACCGUUGCUGGGACCGAACUCAUUGUGCAUGGGACAUCAAUCGGGAUUGCUGUACUUCACCGACAGUGGGCCAUUGGGUGAGACGUCAGUGCAGUUAUGCUUGAGACUGCUUGAUGAAUUUGGUGUAGCUCUACUUGAUGCAGUUGCAUCUAGUAGAUCUAGUGCGUUAAGUUCCAGUAAUUUGGCGGUACUAUCAAAGUCAAACGCAUAAUGAGGUUCUUGUUCGACAGCAUGGACUUCACGGACACCCCCCUUUCACUUUCAUGUUCAUCUCACUUCUAAUUUGUAACCCCAAAGGCAGUGUUUUCGCCAUCAACCCAGCAACGCAACUGCUUAUUCCGCUGGCCUACCAGUGCCUCGCAUAUCCAAGUGGGAUUGCGCUUACACAGGACGAAAAAGUGCUGUACGUAGCGGAAACGAACAUGAACAGAGUCCUGCGGUUCACCCAAAGCCCACCUGGAGUCUAUCACUGCACAGUCUUUCAUCAGUUGAGUGGAAGAUUUGGGCCGACAGGUACAACCUCUUUCUACUUCGGGAUCCAUACAUACUAAACGAGCUCAAGGAGUGGUUAAGUAUUCGUAUAUCUACAGUAUUAUUUGAGGAUCUUCAAGGCUUGUUCAUCAUGAUUGUAGUUCUGCCGCCAUGAUCAAUCAUUGUUGAAUCUUCACACUCCGCAGCCCUCGCCGUCUCUUCAACUGGGGACCUGUUCGUCGCACAUUUCGACUUCGCGGAUAACACAGAGAAUGGUAGGAUCAUCGUCAUCGAUCCAGAAGGUGAGGUUACCGCAAUAAUGAGCGUGCCAGGUCCAGAGAUUAGCGGUUUAUGCCUAACACCAGAUGAGAAAUUUUUGCUCAUUACUGAGGGUUCGGGUAAUUCGCUGUAUAGACAUCCGCUGCGAUAGGAGGAACUUGCUGUAGCUGAUAGGACAAACUAGUGCUACAGAUGAACAAAAAGUAGAACGAACAACGGAUGACAACGACAAGUUAGAUAGUAGGUCACAGAAAAGCUUGACUAUGUCGCAUAACGAACUUGCCCACAGAUGACGCACAGAAAACCAUUUUUACUUCACAGCACAUUCUUUUUCUUUUACUCCCAGAAAAAACAUCAAUGUGAUAACGAAAGACUCAAGAAAGCUUUUGUGAUUUCCUACAGUACUACAUCUAUAACCUGAUGGAUCAAGAAAGCACGUCGUGAUCUAGUAAGAAAAUUCCGAAAGGUUCCGUGAAAGUGAAUCCCCAUGAACUUUGAAACCAAAUAAUGCCUGGAUCAUAAAUACGCUACGAAUUCAAAUCCCUUUGCACCUCCGAAAUUAAAUGAAAAUAGGCCUGGCCAGAUGUCAACCCACGAUCUUCAACC
Messenger RNA from Amoebophrya sp. A25, 2350 nucleotides. NCBI's taxonomy places the organism in Eukaryota, Dinophyceae, Syndiniales, Amoebophryaceae. The record is from the annotation of a GenBank genome assembly.